CCUAGAACACAUUAUACGAAAAUGGAGAUAAUAAACCCGAUAUAUAACUGCGCCAUAAUCACAAUAAGUCCAAAUGAGUCGUGUCUAUCAUUCGAAGAGGUCAACCAAAGAUUAACUAUAUAUAACGAACAUCUAUCUGUUUACUUGGUGGCAGUGUGCGGAAAUUAUUGUGUGGGAAAAGCUUUGAUACGGUACAAAAUGGCGCGCGGUAUUUGGAUAUUUGCUGUUUGUCUAUUAGUAACAGGACUUUCCCUAUGUAAUGCAGAACAGCAGCAACUUGCGCCAUUGAAGAGAUCUGUGAGGAGUGCAAUGCAAGGUCUGAGCUCAAUUAUGUACGAAAAAGUAAAGAACACCGUAGUAAGGGAAUGUAUGGAAAAUGGAUACCAAAAUGGGGAUGAUUUGAAAGAAACCAUAGAUCAGGCCAAGGAGUGCCUGAAAAAUAAGAAGAUGUUCAUCACUCCCAAGGCUGCAUUCCUGGAUCACGUAGAUUCUUGCACUCAAGAGGCCGUUAGAAAAGUACGAAACUGCAUGCCUGAUGACAGAAAAUACUUCCCCGAGUUCAUCCAGGAUCUGAUGAAGUCUGUUGUGUCUAUGAUGUAUGAAGACUUUGACAUCAUGAGAGUUGACCUUGCUGCGUGUGCUCCUAGUCUCGUCCAAACGUCGAAACAGUUGGAAUACAUAAACUGUUUGAAAAAAGUGUCCAAAGAAACUGAAGACGAAGAUAAUAUCCCCUCAUCAAGAGCAGCUUUCUGCAAGAGGUACCUUCCUGCCACCGAAUGCUUUGUAAAAUGGGUGAAAUCCAGUUGUCCUGACAGCGAAAAUCUGAGAAAAUUCAGAGAAGAUUACUACGCAGCUAGCGAAAGGCCAUGCGAAGUUAAGGAAGUCAAUAGUGUUUAAAUGAAUGCAUAGAACCGCAUUUUCGUUAAAACUUCAGAAUAUGUAUGUCCCUUUAUUACUACCUGUAGCUAACGUUUGCCAGUUCUGAUAGUUUCCAUAUUGAUCAUUUUUAUAACGAAUGUUCAAAGUAGUCUGACAUAUAUUUUCCUAUUUGAUUUCCAAAAAUAAAGACGAACCAAUGAGUCCUCCAUACUUUACCCUGACCUCAUGAAUGAAAAUAUUUGCUACACAAAACAAAUAGAAACGAUGCGAUCACCGCUACCGAUCCACAGAACGUGUAGCGUUCUUGCAUCACUACAGUUUCACUACAGAGGUCAAUAUUUGUUAGGCUUACGAGAACGGUUAUUGGCAAAACAUUUUAAUUAAAUCCCGCGUAUCUACCUAAAACAAUUCGUACUAUCAAAGUUAUUACGUGGAUUGCAUCUUGUGUUUAAAGUGAUAAGAACCAACCACUAAACACCUUUUUGAGAAGCCCAAUGUUGAGGUACAUGCCCUUUCGCAACGCCAAUGACUGCAAUAUACUAGGUGACAUAAAAUAACUAGGAGUAAUGUAAUUUUGAGCAUACUUUUACAAGUUUUAGGUCUACUGAUAAAUAGAAGGUGAUUAAAAUUUUAACUAGAAAUUUCGCAAAGUAGCUGAGAUAUCCCACCUUAAUGUUGAUAAUUUGUUGAAGCUCGUCUGUUCGCUACACAUUCGUUAAGUCAUCGCGGCAUUGAUUGGAUUAGGUGAUUGAUCGUCUACUUGGUAUACUGUAUCAAAGGCCAUCUGAAUUUGGUUUGUUUCGUAGAGCCUCUAAUGUUUGUGGAGGGUGUGGUGAACUUUUACAACCUUCUUCCCACUAUGCCCCAUACAUGUUCAAUGGGGGAAAGGUCUGGAGAUCGAGAAGGCCACUGGAGCAGAUUUACUCCCGACGCUUUUGAAAAGUCUAAACCAACACGUGCGAUAUGAGGUCGUGCAUUUUCCUGCUGAAUAUUGAGUAAACAUGUUCAUAUUGUUCGGAUCCUGAUAUGACAAAAAAAGUCUUUACAAAAAAAGUACGACUCGGAAUGCCUUCAAAAUUUUAUCAGCGUAUACUUCCAUGAUAGCAAUUAUGCUUACAAGUUUUUAUCAAAAUUCAAUAAAUAAUUCUGAGCAUUGCGCUUUAUGUUUUAGUAUACGAGUAGACCUUCACCAUUUUCGACAAUUGUUUGGAUCACCAUGACUGUUUUCUCAGAAAUAAUUUCAUCUGAACUUCCAACAACUGUCAAACUGCGGGCUUAACGCUUGAUCGACUUGUAGUAUGAGCUUUCAGCCUGACUACCUGUCCGUGAAACUUAGCUGAGGUUCUUGACUCACCACUCCUGUCGAUAACCAUGAAAAAAUGCAUCCCACUGCUUUCCUACAACCUGAAUGGAGAAAGUAUCUUUACGGUUCAAUACAAGGUUGGUAGUGGAUUUGGAAAAGAGUUGAAAGGUGGAAUCGCCUAAUUUUUCUGGCAAUUAGUUCUGGUGCAGUUUUUAUAGUUGGCUGGAAAUCAAUUGAAGCAUUUUUGUUUGAUCUGCGAAAACGAUUCAGUUCUUUUUCAAUGAAGCUACCAAGCUAACAAGUAUCUUCGGUUAAAAGAUCAGAAAAUAAUGAUAUAACCAGACCGAUCUCAAGACAAAGAACCCUUCAACUCAAUAAGGCCACACGGAGGUGUUCAACCCAUAAAUCAAAACACAUUACGUGUAGUUGCAACUGAUAGAACUACCACCAAAAUUUAGUUUACGAUUUUUUUAUUGCAUAUAAAACGGAUAGACUGACCCCGCGAUGCUGCUGGUGGUGUUCUUUGUUGCUGCUUUGGGUGAAGAAGAACAACCGAUAACAAUGAAAAACGCUUCAGAAUUUCAGCCCUUCUGUUAAUUAUAAUGUUUAAGUUUAUUAUCUCUCAUAACUGCAGUUGUGUGAGCUUAUGCCAUAAUGAGUUGUUGUUAUGUUCAGUCAAUUUAGCAUUUUUAAAGAAUCAAUCUCUUUUGGGAGCAUUUAUACUUUUGAUAUCAAACAUACUAGAUAUUGAAUUAGCCGCCAGAUACCUCCGAGACGCGUUUUUAGUAUAUAUGUAUACUUUACCCCUUUGUGCGCGCCUAUAUCAAAAUGCUACUGCUCCCUUUCUAUUAUUAUUGUUUAAUAAAUAUUGAUGGUUGUAAACAUAAAAGAUCCCACGGUUACAAUAGCAUACAAUCUGAACAAAAUGUCGAUUUUUUGAAACAUUUUAUGUGCUACUCAACCAAAUGAAAGGGACAUUUUCAUAUACUGCUAACAUUUGGAACAAAUAGAUAGUUCUUCUUCCUACAAAUAAGACAUUCAACAUUAUCCAGUAAUGCAUUUAUAUAAGUUAACACUAGUACCUGGUUGGAUGAGUUGUUACCACAAAUAUCACCGUUACUUGUGACAAGAAAAUAAUUUACUAUUCUGGACUAAGCUGGACACAACGGCGUACCCAGGGGAGGGCAAGCGGGGGGCGGCUGCCCUCCUUUUCUCCUGCUCGUCAAAUAAAUGAUAAUAAUAUAUGUAAUAUCUAUCUAUGGGUCAUUCUCAUAAUAUUCAAACUAUUUCACUAGCAGUUCCAUUAAAAAUAUAGUUGGGUAGACAAUUACGGUUUUCAUAUUUUCAUGUUUGUAGUGUUGAUUUUUACUUGAAAAACCAUAUUUCCGAGAUCACUGAACUUAUGUUCUUUCAAAUUUGAAAGAAAUUUGAAACAGGUUUUCAUGGAGGUGAGACAGUAAAAACGGAGGUGAUAUCUGAUUUUCACUGAGGUGAGAUAUAACUCCAGGAGGUGACUAACAAUAGUUAAAAAUGCAAAUAGACGAAAGCAUCGUGUAACAACAGUGGUUUUGAUGAAUUUAUAUUAUUUAUUAGUAUACUUGUACUCCUCAAACUAAAUUGUAGAUGACGCUGAGUUUCACAAUACCUUUACCUAUUAGUGGCUUCAAUUCAAUAAUAAGAAAAGUGAAAUAUAUUUAUUGCGACCUGAAUUUUGUACUCCAUAGAAGAUAAAAAUCAAAAAGGUGAUUCCAGCUCAUCUGAGAAAAUAAAGGCAAUGAUAAUAAUUUGGUACUAAUACAGAUUAGGGUAAUAAAGGCUAUCCGAAGAAGCAUAUUCAUUGGUUUUCUCAUUGAGGUCUGGGCAACCUAAUGCAAUUUGAAUAUCUGAUACAUCUAUAUCAGCAAUGUCACAUCGUUCUGGAAAGACAAAUGUUUUCCAUCCAGAUAUUUUCCUUCCAGUUGCUUUCAUGACGUUAUAUUCACCGCUUCCAUCAACGCGAAGAAUAACAGCAACGCAGUGUCCGACAAUCUUCUUUCCAGUUAGUUUUACCAUAAUAUACAGGCCUUCAUGUUGUUCACAUUUCGUCUUUCAAAACUGAUAGUGGAAUGUCGUUGGAAUUGACACAUUCAAAGUUUUAAUUAUCACAUUCGGAAGGUGAAUGAACAUCCUCAUGGUGUAAUCGACCACAGCUGCUCACGUGGAAAUCUGGAAUAGGAUGCGAAAUAAUUCCGAAGUAGUUAAACAGAUGUAUGUCUACAUACCUGCAGUUGCUGAACAUUGUAUUUUACCAAAACCAUAAUGCUCGCAGCCUUCAUCUGCAUCACAGGUGAUACAUGAAAGUCGUCUCAUUUGUAAAAUGUCUGGAGCACAGCAUACUUUAUGUACUUUCAUUGAUCAUCUGGCACAAUAUGAUCUAACUCUUCAAUGUGCUUAGAUUUCAAACUAAGGAAUAUCACUUUCGUUGAGUUACUCUAUGUUUCUACUAAACUUUGAAGAUUAAGAAUGUCUCUUCCCAUAGCCACUAAAUCAGAGUUCCCCAAACUUUUUUGUGUCGUAGACCCCUUGCCAUGUUUUUCCGUGUUGGGUAGACCCCCUGCUUACCUGAUAUUGAUUUCCUGUAAAUUUCUAACUGUAGUGAAGUUUAGUGUUAAAAACUUAAAGUAAAAACACAUGUUAAUUCAUACAUUUAUUAAUUGAAUUUAAAUUAAAAC
Acanthoscelides obtectus is the source of this 4893-nucleotide messenger RNA. NCBI's taxonomy places the organism in Eukaryota, Metazoa, Arthropoda, Insecta, Coleoptera, Chrysomelidae. The record is from the annotation of a GenBank genome assembly.